Sporisorium graminicola is the source of this 588-nucleotide messenger RNA. RefSeq lists its product as uncharacterized. The transcript has a single exon. The record is from RefSeq and is a predicted model, not a curated record. Lineage: Eukaryota; Fungi; Basidiomycota; Ustilaginomycetes; Ustilaginales; Ustilaginaceae. Gene Ontology annotation, biological process: proteasome assembly. The coding region runs from base 1 to 588 and encodes 195 amino acids.
AUGAGCACCCCUCAGCCUCCCGCAACAGGGCUCUCGGCAAUCAAGAUCGAAGUCACACCUGUCCCGGCCUCCUCAUCACCCGUACUGCCCACCAAAACCAGCACCGAAACCAUCAACGGUUGUCCCACCACCGUCAUCACGCAGAGCUUUGCCGAUCGGAUCUUUAUCACCGUCACACAGCUCAACAAGUUCGGAUGUUUCUACCAGGCUGUCACCUCCACAAAUCCUGCUGCUUACGAUAGCGAGGACGCCGCCCAUGACGGUGGGUCAAGCAGCAAUCUGCCUCCGCCGCUGCCAUCGACCUCGGUGAGCAAGCUCGUAGGCACCGAGCCGAGUCCUGCGUACACAGCGCUGUACCAGCUCUAUGUGGCGCAAAUCGCGAGUAUUGUGAAGCGCGAUGCAGGUGGCGAUAUGAGACCGCUCAUCGUCUCGCUUGCCCUCAAGCCAAGUGCGAACAAAGGGACGACGAGGGACGAAGGGUAUGAGGAUUCGGAUGAUGAGGCGGAUUCAUUGCUGUUGACCAGCGGGGACGAGCAGAAGCGCUUCGUUGCUGUCAUGGAGACUGUUCAGAAAUGCAGAGUCUGGUAA